Colletotrichum spaethianum is the source of this 1689-nucleotide messenger RNA. RefSeq names its product transporter mfs1. Lineage: Eukaryota; Fungi; Ascomycota; Sordariomycetes; Glomerellales; Glomerellaceae. Gene Ontology annotation, cellular component: plasma membrane. The transcript has 4 exons. Bases 1 to 1689 code for a protein of 562 amino acids. The record is from RefSeq and is a predicted model, not a curated record. Gene Ontology annotation, biological process: nucleobase transport; transmembrane transport. Gene Ontology annotation, molecular function: nucleobase transmembrane transporter activity.
AUGGCGCAAAAACCCAUUCGCAGGAUCAAAGAGGCCGUGAUACUCAAGUCUGAUGAGUCUCGCCACGAGGAAGUCAGCGCUUGGUCAAAUCGCGACCUCAUUCCACUGCCGCCAUCUCGGCGCACUUGGGGUUGGUUCAACUUCUUUGGUUCCUGGUCACUGUCUUCCCUGAACGUCGCAACAUGGCAAACACCCAAUACCUUCCUGACUCAGGGACUUUCGGUCGGUCAGGCUAUGGCCGUCAUUGUCAUCUCUCGAGCUCUGUGCUGCAUCUUUGCGGUCCUCGUUGCUUGGUGCGGCCUGACAUGGCACAUUGGCUUUACCGUCCAAAACAGAUACACAUGGGGCUUCCGUGCUAGUUACAUCCCGUUGCUGCAGCGAAUCCUACUGAACUUUAUUUGGACUGCUCUCCAGUCGAUCUGGCCAUCUUUCGCCAAAAUCCCGAACACUCUUAGCGCCAGCACUCCGACAACAACAUAUGAGAUGAUUGGGUUCAUCGUCUUCUGGGUCAUCUCUAUCCCGUUCCUUUUCAUACGCCCCGAGAGAUUCAAGAAGCCCUUUUUCAUAUCCUCCGUUGCAUGCGGCCUGGGCAUGAUCGCUCUCCUCAUCUGGUCUCUGGUGGUCGCAGGAGGUGUUGGCCCGGUCUUCUACCAGGGCGAAAGCGUGUCUUCCAGCUCGCGAUGGAGCGCCUCAUGGCUCAUGAUGGCGGGAAUCAACCAAGCCAUCGGGCAGAAGGCGGCAGGCAUGACGAACAGCAGUGACUUUUCACGGUACGCCAAGAACAAAAAGGACUACGUCAUCGGCACGGUGACGGUCUACUGGAUCACCGGAGUCCUUGUUUGCUUGGGAGGCCUGGUAACCACUGCAGCUUGCCAGAAGAUUUAUGGAAAAAUCUGGUGGAACCCUCCGGACCUGCUGAUGGUCAUGAUGGAUCAUGGCGAAGGUUCUUCAGCAUCUCGUGCGGCGGUAUUUUUCCUUGCUUUUGCAUUCGCCUUUACCUCCAUGUUUGAGAACGUCUGCUCGAAUGCUGUCGCCGGUGGCAUCGACCUCGCCGGUCUCUUUCCGCGCUACAUUGACAUCCGCCGCGGUGCACUCAUCACAUUUUUUGCUGCAUGGAUCAUCCAGCCCUGGCAGUUGAUCAACCAAGCCGCAACCUUUGUUGCCGUUCUGAAUUCAUUCGCAGUCUUUUUGGCACCCAUCAUGGGAGUCAUGGUUUGUGACUACUUCAUUCUUCGUCAAAGGAAGGUAAAAUUGUCACACCUCUUCCACCCAGAGGGCUCGGACUACUGGUAUUGGCAUGGCAUCAACUGGAGGGUGGUUCCUUGCUGGAUAGCAGGAUGGGCACCCACUAUCGGCGGCUUGAUCGCGAGCGUAAGGAAAGACAACAACGCCCCCGAUGCGAUUUACGAGCUUUACUACAUCGCUUUCUUUAUCGGAUUUCUCAUCUCGUUCACUCUCUUCUACCUAGCCAACCUUGCGUUCCCAGUUGCGCACCUUGGUGAGAUGGACGAGGACGACAAGUAUGGCACAUUCACAGCAAGCGAGGCGUCCAAAUUGGGAGUGUUGCCAAAUGAUGCAGCUAUUUCUUCGGCUUUCGGCAAAGAGGAAGGAAUCGGCACCCAGGUGAACGAAAUUUCAGAGUCUUCGUCGAGCAAAAACCAAAGAUGGAGGAACUUUAGGCAGCGAUGA